Molecule: messenger RNA, 3763 nt
Organism: Monomorium pharaonis (pharaoh ant)
Lineage: Eukaryota; Metazoa; Arthropoda; Insecta; Hymenoptera; Formicidae
Exons: 3
Coding region: 492-2234 (580 amino acids)
Source: RefSeq, a predicted model, not a curated record
ACCGGGGUAAUUUUAUACCCCAGCGCGAAUUUGAAUUUACCGCCUAAGGCUAGGAUGCACACUAGCGCGAUUUACAUUGCACGCGACAUCCAAUAAGAACUCUGCUUUUUCGAAAAAACAGCGAUGUCAUUGAACACCACGCGUCGCCGCGCGUUGUAAAUCGCGCUAGUGCAGUCAACCUAAGUUAGCAGACGAAGGGAUCGAUUCGGAACACCGCAGAACACCGACCAUUGCCAUCGACCAUAAUUUAAUAAUGUAAGAUGUUAGGAGCGGCAAAAGACGUUGGCUGUACUUGGCGUCAGAGCGCCAUUGCCAUUGCCAUUCGAGCCUUCCGAGCAUAAAGACGUAAAGUGGGACUGUGGGGUACGUUUGCCGCCCAGUCUGCCAUUCGUAUUUACAUUUCGUUUAGAUACCGCUAUAAAUAUUGUUUUUUUGCGGCUCUUCCCGUGCUGGUUGUCUGCAUCUUAAAGUGGCAUUGCAAACUAAAGAAAAUGGCACAUAAUCUACGAAGUGCCGAUGAAGUCGGCAAGACAAUCACACAAGCCGAGCAUUGGGAAGACAUUGAUGAUGCAUGUACCGAGGAAGAAGAUGCAAUAGAGGAAAAAAGCAGUACAGAAUCAGAGGAGACCGAAAGCUCUGAUGAAUUGCAAAAUGGGUCUAAUAAUAAAACAUAUACUGAUACAAAACCUUCUACGAGUAAAAGAGCGAGAGUAGAUAAAGGAAGUAUUCUAGGCAAGAAUGGUUAUCGUUGGUGCUUAACGCCUCCACAAAAAAACAUGAAUAAGAAUAAUCCAAUUUCUAUUCCUUAUUUACCAGGCCCGAUUAAAGAGGCUAGAGAUGUGAAGACGCCUUAUGAGAGUUGGUCUUUAUUAUUUAGCGAUAAUAUUUUAAAUAUAAUAAUUAUUCAUACAAACGCACAAAUAAAAAGUCACUGCAAUGAUAACGAAAUAAAUCGCAAUGUAAACGCUAUAUACAAAGAUUUGGAUAUUAUCGAACUUAAAGCUUUCAUUGGUUUACUGUACAUUUCGGGAUUGCAAAAAAAUAAUAACACAAGUUUAGAGGACUUGUGGAGUGCUGAAUACGGAAUAGAUUUAUAUCGAGCAACAAUGCCACUGGCUAGAUUUAAGUUUAUUUGUAGAUGUCUCAGGUUUGAUGACAUAUCUACGAGGACACAGCGGCAGAAGCAAGAUAAAUUUGCUCUUAUUCGUGAAUUAUGGACCAAAUUUAUCUCUCGCUGUACACAAUUCUACAUUCCAACUCCAUAUUGCACAAUUGACGAACAGCUCUUAUCUUUUCAAGGGCGAUGUCCUUUUAAAGUGCACAAUAAAAACAUUCCCAAUAAAUAUGGCAUAAAGAUAAUUAUGAUGAAUGAUUCCAGAACAUUUUAUAUGUAUACUGCUGAACCAUAUGUAGGUAAAGUUAACAAAGACAACACAGAGUCUCUUCCUUCAUAUUAUAUUAGAACAUUAUCGCAGCCUAUACAUGGAACUUUAAGAAACAUUACCUGCGAUAAUUGGUUUUCUUCCGUUGAAAUCUUUGAUAAAAUGCUUCAAGAACAUUCUAUCACGAUGGUUGGUACACUAAAAAAAAAUAAUCCGGAAAUUCCUCUUGCAUUUAAAAAAAGUGGAGCUGCACAAUCUUCAAAAUAUGCAUUUGAUGCAACAAAAACACUUGUGUCUUACACGCCUAAAGAAAAUAAAAUAGUAUUGUUGCUGUCGACAUUCCAUAACACCCCGACUACCGAUAAUACAACUGGAAAAUCAGACAUAAUUACUUUUUAUAAUUUAACUAAAGGAGCCACUGAUACCUUUAAACAAAUGUGCCAUGAAUAUACCACAGUAAGGAGAACCCGGAGAUGGCCUAUGAGAGUUUUCUUUAGCAUGUUGGAUCAAUGCAUUAUUAAUGCCAUGGUCUUAUAUAAUUUUAAUACAACACAUGAAAGUAUGCGAAAACGAGAUUUUAUCAAAUCUUGUAUACGCGAUCUUACACGACCGCACUUGGAAAGAAGGCGGCUCAUUCCCACGCUCCGAAGGAGCGUAUACAUUUCGAUUCAAGGAAUCCUGGGCUUGACAGACGAUCCACGACCUGAAAUACCAUCUGGAAAGCUAGCCCGCUGUCGAUUCUGCCCCAGAUCGUUGGAUCGGAAGACUCGCAUUAUUUGCGCGACCUGCAACGUUCCUGUAUGUGAAAACCAUAGAAUUAUACAGUGUAGUGGAUGCCGCUUGGAGUCGUAAAAUUAUAAUGUUAAUAUUGUUAGUUGAUAUUUACUGCAUGUUAGAAAGAAAACAAUUUGUCUUUUUUAUACGUAUCUACAUUUACCUGACGAUCAUUUAUCAACGUGUUUGUAGCUUAAUUAUUAAUGAUAUACACAAAAUGUGGAAUUCCUAUUACAUUAUCAUAUGAAUCAGUAUUGUUUUUGUCUCAAGCGUUGAUAUUUUAAAAUUUGUUUUCUUAUUGCAGUUCCUUUUUUUCCUGCGAAAUAGCUAUAAAGUAAAUAACAGAUAUCAAUUUGUAAUUUUUUAAAUUUAUAUAAAUAAAAAUUAAUAUUUUAAAAUUGAAAUUUUUAACAUACUUGUUGCGCAAGACAAAAUCGUUGCAUUUUUGUAUGUUAAUGAUCAAAGUAUUAAAACAAUAAAUUUAUAAAUUGGGCCAAUAGGAGUACAGCGUGGUAAUUAGUACGCGUAUUCUUGUAUUAUUCUUUACUUUAUUUCUCAAAUUCCAAACGUUUCGGCCAUUAGUUUUUAGCCAUCCUUAAUGGUUAUACGUUAAUAAUAAAAUUUACAUAAUGUUGAUUUUGUAUUUGCUGAUGACCAACAUGCAAAGUCCAAUGGGAAAAAAAUUGUUUAGCUUACAAUUUGACGGCUGUGCAGACAUUUCCAGGAGAAAUUUUAUCUGUUGAGAUGGAAUUAAUUUAAUGGUAUAUUUUUCUAAUUACUAAAAAUUCAUCCUGUAUCAACUGACUCGCCAUUCUCAACAGCAAAGAACAAUUCAAAUAAUUAUAACAACCUUCCUAAUCACUGUGUUCAAUGUCAUCGUUCCUAUCGCAAAUUAGUGACUGUCCAGACCAAAACCAAGAUAAAGAUUCAUUAGAAUAUGUCAAUUCAUUAAAAAUAUGUGUAUAUUCGAAAUUUAAAAAAUACCCGGAGUUAAUUACAUUGCAAAAUUCUCUUCCGGCGCCAAACAAAAACCUUUGCAAACGAAACGUGUCACUGUUUGUAGCGUCCAUAAAUUGUGUGUUCCUCAAGCUAUCGCUGUUGUCUCUAUUGUAGUCGUGUUUACAUGUGAAAUAAGUAUGGAGUAAGUUAGUUUUGCAAACCCCUUGUAUUGACUAACGCAAUGCAACCGUGAUCUAAGUAUUCCGUGUCUGUCUGGUAGUUAAGUUUAUUCUUUUGUCUUUUAAUAUAUAUCAUCUCGGAUAGCAGUCUUUUAUUAAGGUUUCUUUCAACAUCCAAAAUCUCAACAUCACUCCACUCAAAAUCGUGAUUGUGGCGUAUCCUAUGUUCGGUAAUAACAGACUAUGUCAGUAUUUCUUUUUAUGUGAUUUUUAUGUUUAUUGAUUCGGGAUUUUAACUGUCUUCCCAAAGUAUUAAAGUUAUAGAGAUUAUGUCAUAUUAAUCAGAUGACAUUUAUGCAUUUAUAGACUUUAUAAUAUUUAGUUGUAUUUAAUUUCUAUUAUUAUAGAUGAUUUAAUUUAUCGAAUUGAACAAGUCAGCCAUGAAAUGUGUACAAUAAAUCAUGUACAAUAAAUCAAUGCUAAAGUUAU